AUGGUGCUACUCAAAGACAUCCUCAAUCAAGACAGCCAAGCAAACGUGGACGAAAAGUCAUCGGAUGGUUGUUCUGAACGGCAAUUGGAUGCCCCGCACUCGGAUGCUUCCAUCGAUAGAAAGAAGAGCGAUAACUCUUUACCGUCACCAACGCUGAGUGCCUCCUCUCACAUGAACAGCAAUGGAAAUGUCGACAAUGAUGGCUGCUACCUGACAGCCACUAGGAGGUCGAGCUACGACAGCUCGACUGGCGGCCACGCAGGCACGCCGCAGAGCGAACUGUCGUCGGGAUCCGAGGAAGAACAUCAAAUGUGCCGCUGGGACGGCUGCGGCAAGGUCUUCAGCCAGGCAGAGCUUCUAUAUCAUCACCUGUGCAAGGAUCACGUGGGAAGGAAGUCGCAGAAGAACCUACAGCUUAACUGCAAAUGGGGCGAUUGCCAGGCCAAGACGGAGAAGAGGGACCAUAUAACGUCGCACUUGAGGGUCCACAUUGCAUUGAAACCUUUCAAAUGUACCACAUGCGACAAGAACUUCAAGAGACCGCAGGAUCUCAAGAAACACUUGAAAACGCACAUAGAAUCGCAUAUCAUCUUUAAGAAGAAGAGAGGGCCCAAGAUCGGUGCCAAACGCGUGACCAAGAAAGAAACUGACAGGAGGGACCCUGCAAAGAGCGACAGCGCGAGUUCUCCGUUGAACUGUUCGUCGUCUCCGUCGGGCCAACUGCCCAUUUCACUGCAGCAGCUGGUGACCAACGAAUUGCCUUCCUAUGAGCCGAUAUACUCGGAGAAACUGGGUGCAAGGCUGAAUGCGGUGCUGCAGCCGAUUGCUGCGGACGACGAUCUGCCCAGAAGCGCGCCCCUGGCGACCGCAAAUGCUGCUCACUUCUUCUCUGCCCUGUCAAGGAACAUGCAGAGCGUUCGGCCCGCGCCUGCUGCCUAUCAGGAAAUACAGAAACCUUUGAUAAACGGCGAGCCAGCCUUAGCUGCAGCUAGCGCAAGCAGAUCAACUGGCACCGGUGCCGGGCUUCUGGCCGGCUCGCUGGGACAAUACCCGGAGAUGCGGCCACUGCCACCCAUAGAGCCGCAGUUCGCACACGACAGAAGUUCAGUGCUGCCAUCGCUGUCGUCGGCUCCUCUGCUGAUGCCAAGACACAAGACGUUCGAGCGGGCACCACACUUCAACACCCCAGCCCAGUACUACAGCUCCGCGCAAAGAAGCUCGGGAAAACGCGAUACAAGCGACGACCAAGGCCUCUCCGACGCCCUAACCUCGCUAGACAUAACCCGAGAGCUCAAUGCGGAGGAGUACGAAGAAACACUGGCCACAGUCAACUUGAUGAGAGACUACCUAGUCUGCCUGCUCCUCGAGGACGAAUACACAGAUGUUGGCGAAUCAGCCGUGACCGCUUCUCCAAGGGUACGCAUUUCAAGAUAUCCGCAGGUCGUCAUCUAG
This is a messenger RNA of Torulaspora globosa, 1452 nucleotides long. RefSeq names its product alkaline-responsive transcriptional regulator RIM101 (gene RIM101). Gene Ontology annotation, molecular function: zinc ion binding. Gene Ontology annotation, biological process: positive regulation of transcription by RNA polymerase II. The record is from RefSeq and is a predicted model, not a curated record. Gene Ontology annotation, cellular component: nucleus. Bases 1 to 1452 code for a protein of 483 amino acids. NCBI's taxonomy places the organism in Eukaryota, Fungi, Ascomycota, Saccharomycetes, Saccharomycetales, Saccharomycetaceae. The transcript has a single exon.